Penicillium daleae is the source of this 2514-nucleotide messenger RNA. RefSeq lists its product as uncharacterized. NCBI's taxonomy places the organism in Eukaryota, Fungi, Ascomycota, Eurotiomycetes, Eurotiales, Aspergillaceae. The record is from RefSeq and is a predicted model, not a curated record. Bases 1 to 2514 code for a protein of 837 amino acids. The transcript has a single exon.
AUGGCUACUACUCAUGGAUCCACCACUCACCUUGCAACAGGGCCAAUGCCUGCCACGGCACCAAUAAGUGCAGAUGAACUGAAAGAAUAUGAGCGCAUUCUGAAAAUCAGCGAUGAGAUUUUCGCAGGCUCUCACCCGCGCCUCAAGGUCCCCCAGCAGUUUGUGCGCAGGCCUGCGGUUAGGAACAGCCAACAUGGCCAUCCAGCCCGACAGGUAUCAAAGAGCAAACUGGCUGCGGCUCCUGCAGAAAAUGUACCUUUAUCCAACUUGGCCCAACGCCCCCAAAGCUCACAGGCUCCCCCCGCAGCAAGCAACGCGCCCACGCCCUCGGUUCUAAACGCUGCAGCACCCCCCUUCCGAAUGGCUUCCAAACCCACCUCCGAAAUCGAUCCUAUCUUCUUGACCAAGUCGGAUGAUCUCGUUCGGGCAGAAAUUCAAUUGCAACGGCAGAGAGUGGAAAGGACAUUGCGUGAUCAGCUGGAGAAGAAGAAGCAGGACUCGAAACUGAAACCCGCGAUUCAAGAUACCAAACCGGACUUUGAUGUCUCGGAUGUUUUGGAUCGCGCUCUCGAGAUCGUGCGACCCGUUUCACCGAGUGAUCCGUCCGAGGUCAAUGGGCCGAACGAUUCCUUCGAUGAAAACUCCUUCUACUCCAGUAGAGCACCCGACUCUCCUCAGCCCGCCGGUGGUCACCGAAAGCCCUCGCCAGCGCCUCCGGCCCAGCCGGCUGGCUCUACCUCACGCGUUCCGGUAGAACAUUACGCAGAUGAGUUGCAACGACUGGAAGCUCUGAACCGACCGGGAUCUGACCAGGAAAUGCAUGAUGCUUACCCUGUUGUUGACCAGGGCACCCCUAAUCCUCCAAAGCCAACACUCCCGUCCCAGCCAAAUACCUCUGCUCAUCUCCGUGAGCUGGAAUUAGCAGAUGCCCCCGAGGAACCUGAAUACUCUCCGCCCGCACCAGUGGCGCCUCCGAUUGAUCCAAGAGACUACGGCCGAAUGGCAAUCAGUGAUGAUCGAGGCAGAUACGCCGCCCAGACACAGGGUAUGCACGGCGUGACUUCACCUGCGAACAACGUGAAGGUAGUCCGGAAUCACAUCACCUCCCCCGCUGCCCCUCGGCCAUCGCGCGUGUCCCCUCUGGCGACUGCUAAGGUUCCCUCGGUUCAGCAGCUUCGGGGCGCACGGCCCGAGCGCGGAUCUGAGCAGGUAUUCUCGGACCCUGACUCUGGUCGCGCAAGCCCUAGCGGGCCAGCCCCCCAGGUCGUGUCCCAUAAGCGAAGAAAACUGCACGGGAAAGAGGACACCCGCCUGGUCACUCACAAAAAUCAGAAUGCUAGGCCUUCCGAUACAUACGUCAAGGAAGAGCCGGUCUCACCACCGCCUUUCGCUGAUGAUCCGGGUGUGAUGCCGAAUCGGCAACCUCAAGAACGGCCCGUGUAUAUUGACAUUGCGUCACCACAAUACACUCCCGUGGUCGAGAGGCAUGAGCAGGGCCCAGUCUACGAGGUGAAUCCUUAUCAUGAAAUUCCUGCCGAACAACGAGCCCACCGUGCAGUUUCUCAAUUAGGCGACCGACGAGUGGUCCGUGACGAUGCCGACCUGCGACGUGUCGCCACCAUGCAGUACGCCAGGCAACCUGAGUAUCACCGAGGCUAUAUCGAGCCUGAUCCCCGUGGUGCCCGAGCUGCCUCUUAUGCAGUUGUGGAAAGGUUGCCGCAAGAGCGACCUAGUUACUACGAAGAAGUCCCCUCGUCAUAUGGGCCUCGCUACGUUACUGUCGAUGACGGUCACCGGCCCGCAUAUCAGGAACCGUAUUACGACGAGCAUCCACCAGUGCGCGUGGUGACUGCACCUGAACGUCGCUUUGUGGUCGAUGAACACGGUAAUCGCUUUGAGAUGGUCCCAGCGCCGAGGGUGCAAUCUAUGGCGCCGCCUCCGAGACCAGUGUCACGAGCACCAAAGGCCGAUGUCUAUGGUGACCACGUUCCUGUCCGUACAGCCAGUGUCCGACCGCCAUCUGUCAUACACGAUCCCUACGGUGACCACAGAUACGUGCAGGAGAUGCCUCCACCCCCACUGACAUACAGAAGGGUGGUAUCGGACUAUGCUCAUCCCGUUGCCGGGGAACGGAGAGCAUACGCAACACCAUUGGAAAGUCACGAUCCAUACGCCCCAAGUGGCAACGUGCAACAUGCCGAAUAUGUCCCCCGUCGAUCGGCAUACGUAGAGGAGCAUGCCCCACCUCUAGACCGAAUCAUUCGCACCUCAAGUGUGCGACCACAACAGGUUCGGUAUGAAGAGCCCAUUGAAGUGGUCCAGCGUGUCAGCAGUGUCCGUCCCGGCGGGCCCAGUCGUGAAGUAAGCGUCUUUCUGGAUGAUCGGCAACGGGGCGAGUACAUUGAACGGCCGUACUACGUCCGGGAGCAACGAUAUUACGAAGGUGAUGAUGGAAAUCGCAUGGCGUUGGAUGGUCCCGCAGACUCGGUUCAGCGUCCCCAGCCACGCUACUAA